Acanthisitta chloris (rifleman) is the source of this 3788-nucleotide messenger RNA. It is a transcript of the gene ARID4A, whose product is annotated as AT rich interactive domain 4A (RBP1-like). The record is from RefSeq and is a predicted model, not a curated record. NCBI's taxonomy places the organism in Eukaryota, Metazoa, Chordata, Aves, Passeriformes, Acanthisittidae. The transcript has 13 exons. Gene Ontology annotation, cellular component: nucleus. Gene Ontology annotation, molecular function: transcription cis-regulatory region binding. The annotation marks the transcript as partial. Gene Ontology annotation, biological process: regulation of transcription by RNA polymerase II.
CCUGAGGAAGAGCUUGAUCCUGAAGAGAGGGACAACUUCCUCCAACAGCUUUACAAGUUUAUGGAAGACAGAGGUACUCCUAUCAACAAGCCACCAGUUCUGGGCUACAAGGACCUUAACCUCUUCAAACUCUUUAGACUGGUUCAUCAGCAGGGUGGGUGUGACAAUAUUGAGAGUGGAGCUGUGUGGAAGCAAAUUUAUAUGGACCUUGGCAUUCCUAUUUUGAACUCAGCUGCUUCCUACAAUGUAAAAACUGCUUAUAGAAAGUAUCUUUAUGGUUUUGAGGAGUAUUGUCGUUCUGCAAACAUUCAGUUCAGGACCAUCCACCACAAUGAACCAAAAGUGGUAGAAAACACACAGAAACACGUGGAACCAAUGGAGGAAAGUGUAAAAGAGGAACAAAAAAUGCCCCCAACAGAAGUUAAAAAAGAAGCAGAAGAGAAUUAUUCCAGCAGUGAAAGUGAAAAAGAAGAGAUAGAGCUAAGGUCCCCAAGGGGCCGGAGGAGACUCGCCCGUGAUGCAACCACCCCUGCUAAAAAAGAUGGUGAAGAGGAUAAAACACCAGACAAAUUAAAAGACAGUAACAAAGAAAACAAGGAUGUAGAGGAGAUACCUGAGAAUGCAGAAAAGAAAGAAAACGAAACUCCUCUAGGGAGGAAAAGUACACCAAAGCAAAAAGAGAAAAAAAUUAAGAAACAGGAGGAUUCUGAUAAAGAGUCAGAUGACGAGGAAGAGAGGCAGAGGGAGAGGGAGGAGAUUGAGAACAAAGGAGACUCAGAAGGUGAGGAGGAUGAGGAGGACACAGAGCCCUGCCUGACUGGAACCAAAGUGAAAGUAAAAUAUGGCCGUGGGAAGACUCAAAAGAUUUAUGAAGCCAGUAUUAAAAGCACAGAGAUUGAUGAUGGAGAAGUUCUGUAUUUAGUUCAUUACUAUGGUUGGAAUGUCAGAUACGAUGAAUGGGUGAAAGCUGAUCGGAUCAUUUGGCCUGUGGAGAAAGGAGGACCAAAGAGAAAACAGAAGAAAAAAGCAAAAAAUAAAGAAGAAGGUGAGAAGGAGGAGAAGAAGGAUGAGGAGAAACAAAAAUCCAAGCGUGGACGACCCCCUCUGAAAUCUACUCUUCCAUCAAACACAUCUUGCAGCUUACCCAAAACACCUAAUAGUGAAGACUCUGGCACAUCUGAUAGUGAAGCAGAUGAGUCAUCUGAAAAGAAUUUGAAUGAAGAAUUUUCUCCAGAAACUUCAGAACUGGAAAAAAGUGACAAACUCCACGAUGAGAAACUAGAUGAAGAAAACCCAAAGAUUCCUCAUGCAUUGAAAGAAAAUGACAGGACCCAAGUGCAGCCACUAGAAACACUGAAACUGGAAGUUGAAGAAAGUGAACAAAUUGUUCAGAUUUUUGGGAAUAAAACAGAGCAAAUUGAAGAAAUCAAAAGAGAGGCUGAAAAGUCACCUAAGGGGAAAGGGAGAAGGAGCAAGACAAAAGAUUCCUCAUCAGAGAACACAAAGAUUUCACCAGGAAGCCAAGAAGAGGUGGCAAAUGAGUCUCUUACAGAAGCUGAACGAUUAGAUGUGUCUUCCCUGGACUGUAAGGAUCUUUCAAGCACUACUGAGAGUGAAACAGAGCCUGCUGCAAAAGAUAAGAAGCUUUUGAAAAGGAAAACCUUGGAACAGUCAUCACCUGAGAAGAGAAAUCGUCGAGAGAGCGAGAUGGAAGUGCCAAAUAUUGUAUCUGAAGAGAGGACCAAUGAAUGUAGUGGAGCAGAGGAAUGUAGAGGGCUGAGUGCUGAGGAGUCCAGGACUGAAAAUGAGGAGAUGCCAUCCCUGGUGGCAGAAUCGGCUUCGCACGUUCAAGAGCUGAGGAAUGACAACUUCCAACGUCCAUCCGAAGCCAGCGAGAACAUUCCCUUAAAGGAUGAGGAUGACACAAUGCCUCAGAUUGGUCCUGAAACUUUGCUGUGCCAUGAAGUAGACUUGGAUGACUUGGAUGAAAAGGAGAAGGGCAGCAGUGAAGACACAGUACCAGAAAAGCCAGACCCUAAUGCUCCAAAUUCCACCCCUUCUGCCUUACCCCCUGCCGUCCAGUCCGGCUUUUCCGUGGCCUCUCCUCUGGCUCUCAGCCAGGAUGAGUCACGCAGCAUCAAGAGUGAGAGUGACAUGACCAUUGAAGUGGACAGUGUGGCAGAAGAGUCUCAAGAAGGUCUCUGUGAUGAGUCUGCUAAUGGAUUUGAAGCCAGUACUCCAUCCAGCAAUUGUAGUAUAGCUGUGCAGGAGAGAGAGAUGGGAGAGAAAGGACAUAAAAGGCCCAGUGACAGCAACAGUGGGACACUGGCAAAGAAACAAAAGCGAACUCCAAAGCGAACUAGUGCUGCAGCCAAAAAUGAAAAGAAUGGAACAGGACAAAGCAGUGACAGUGAAGACCUUCCUGUCCUGGACAGUUCCAGCAAAUGUACUCCUGUGAAACACAUCAAUGCAUCCAAACCACAGAAGAUUUCUCGGUCACCUGCAAGAGUGAUUUCUCCUCACAUCAAAGAGGGAGAGAAGGAUAAACACAGAGAGAAGCACCACCACCAGAAUGCUUCUCCCAGAGUAUACAAGUGGAGUUUCCAGCUCAAUGAACUGGACAAUAUGAGCAGCACUGAAAGAAUCUCCUUCUUACAAGAAAAGCUACAGGAGAUACGAAAAUACUACAUGUCCUUGAAGUCAGAAGUAGCAACCAUAGACAGGAGGAGAAAACGAUUGAAAAAGAAAGACAGAGAAGUGUCUCACACAGGAGCAUCCAUGUCAUCAGCUUCCUCAGACACUGGAAUGAGCCCAUCGUCGUCUUCUCCUCCCCAAAACGUUCUCGCUGUCGAGUGCAGGUGAUAGACAUUUCUCUGCCUUGCCAGCAGCUUGCUGCCAUGGACAUAAAUCCUGAAAUUCAACCACAGAAAGCACUCAACUGGUUUGACAUUGCCAAGUAUAUUCUGUACACACUUCCACUGCUGGACUGUACCUGUUCUCCCCUCCUAUUUUGGUUAAUUUACUGUUCAGAGAAAUUAAGCUCGUUGGUAUCUGAAGGUUUGUAGGCACAACGUGAACAUUCUUGUCAUUGUGUUUGGUUUUGUUUCAUGUUUGUUUGUUGGUUUUUUUUUUCCUUAACACAGAGAAAGGGCACUUAGCAAAUUUGAAAAGUUAUGUCCAGUGAAGCAUUCAGGUGUUGUAGGGUGAUCUUAAAAACAGCAAGUGCACCAAGCAGACAUCAGAGUAAUUACCCAAAAGAACUGAGUAACUGCUGCACUUUGACCAAGCUGUACAGUAACUCUUGGUGAGCAGUUCCUCUUUGUGGAAGCACUUGCUAUACAGAACUGCCAAAGUAUGUGUUCAGCAAUGUGCCCAGUUUUAAAGGUGUAAAUGGGACAAAAUAAAUUGUGAAAGGAAGUGUAGUUGACUGAAAACUACAGUUGUAAUAAGUCUUCCACUUUUUAUAGGAUUUUUGAGCACACGAUUAUGCAAAUAUUUUAAUGUUUAUUAAUGUUUACAGUGGAAUUGUGAAUAGGUUUUCAGUGGACUAUCUUAUCCCUUGACAAAAAUAUUUUGUCUUUUUUCUAUGUAAUUUCAGAGUUUUUAUUUUGUUACAAAAAGACAAAAAUGAAAUAUAUAACAACGAUGAAGUUAUUUAACAAGAUUUCUAAAGCUGAAAUUUUUGUGUAAAAUAAGGUAUCUUGCAACUUGUUAAAUAUAUUUAUUCAGACAUUGGAUGUUGUAUUUUUAUGUAUUUUUUAAAAUAUUAAUAAAAUUGGAAAAAAAAA